Messenger RNA from Annulohypoxylon maeteangense, 2228 nucleotides. RefSeq names its product alpha/beta-hydrolase. NCBI's taxonomy places the organism in Eukaryota, Fungi, Ascomycota, Sordariomycetes, Xylariales, Hypoxylaceae. The record is from RefSeq and is a predicted model, not a curated record. The transcript has a single exon. Gene Ontology annotation, molecular function: hydrolase activity. Bases 632 to 1666 code for a protein of 344 amino acids.
AUCUUCAGAACAGAACUGUCUAGCAACACCUUACAGUCUCGACCUUCCGGAGAUACCAUGGUCUAAGGAAACACAUACCUUAGAUACAUGUAAUUGCCUAGAUAUUGCGCAAUAGUUCCUUGCCUACUAGGUAGAUGUGUUUGUAAGCAACUAUCUUAUAUCUAAUAGACACAUUGAUCACGUGCUCCGGCCAGUUUCGCCGCAUAGCAUCGGGAGAUAUUAGAUAGUGGAGCAAACUCCUAUCAUUCUCCGAAGGAUGAUGGAGCUAAUUUUGUCAAAAAGUCAUGAUCAGUACUAUUCCCCUGUUAGCCCGACUGACGACAGAUGCCCAGAGCUGCAAGAUAACCUCACGUAAGGUCCGCACAAAACUAGAGCCAAUCAGCACUCGAACUAAGGUAUAUCAUUUCCAUUUUGAUCCAUAACUCUCCGGGGCUGGUAAGUGCUUCAUUAAUCAUCCAUGGCUACAUAGAAGCAAGUCCCUAUUUCACGAGAUGUGAAUUUGUAAGGUACCAAUUAUAAAUCAGUUGAAGAUGAGAGUAUAUAAACCAGCUACUUGUUCGCCACGGAGUAGGGGGUAUUCCCAAGCAGAAGGCAUCAAGGUCUUGUACGUUUUCGAACCAUCUUGCACAAGAUGAAUCUCUUCCAAACCCUCAUCAUGGGCCUCUCGGUGGCCUCAGCGUCGGCCUCUCAAGGACUACCCGUCCAGUAUCCGUUCGACUCGAGCCACUCUGCGCUUAUCGGAGAAAACGUAUGGCGCUACUUCCGAGCCAGGCCCUCUAACGAGCCUAAAGGAACCGUUCUACUUCUUCACGGGUUCCCAGAUCUCCCAUAUGGGUGGAAGUACCAAGUGCCCCUUUUCACCUCGCUUGGAUACCAAGUCAUCGUCCCUGAGUUGUUAGGCUAUGGUCGAACUUCUUCUCCAGCCGAGAUUGACGCAUUCUCUUUCCAGAAUUUGUCAGAUGAACUAGCGGUGUUGCUAGACCAGAUCGUGCCUGGAGAGCAGGUUAUCCUUGGCGGCCACGAUUGGGGCGGUGGGUUAGUGUGGCCCUUUGCCACUCUGUAUCCCGACCUCUUCAAGGCAAUCUUCUCGAUUACGUACCCCUAUAUCCCGCCUGUGACCGAGUACGUCGAUCUAGCCGUCGAGAUAGCUGCCAACAAGAGUUUGAACUUCAAGUAUCAACUCCAGUUCAGAGAUCCCUCGUUCGACAGAGGGUUUCGAAAUGCAACCGAGAUCCGACAGCUUUUAUUGGCGGUUUUUGAAGCGUCAACCCCUGACGGCAAGCAAGCUUUCUCGCCCAACGGCAUAGACCUUGAUCUUCUUCCCUAUUUGCAACAACCGUCACUUCUUAACGAUACUGAGCUCGAUCAGUACGUGUCAGAAUUCGAGCUUCAGGGGUUUCGAGGUCCGACAAAUUGGUAUCGCACGGCCAGGAUCAACUUUGAAGACGAAUUGCCGAUCGCCCAGGCAGGCCACAAAUUUGCUAUGCCAUCCUUAUUCGUCCAAGCACUCCGAGACCCCGUCCUCAUUCCGUCGCUAUCUGUUGGCAUGGACCAGUACUUCGACAAAUUGACGAGGGUAGAUGUGAACACCACCCAUUGGGCUAUGAUUGAGGAUCCUGACAACGUCAACAAAGCCAUCCAGUCCUGGAUUGCGACAUUCGAUUAAGGAGCACUGUACCAUGCUCGACGUCAUAGAUGGACAGGACAUCUUGUUUAGAGACGGAAGAUAAAGCCAUUGCCCAGGAUUGAAGGCAUUCGUUUGGACAUAGCCUUUAGAAUACCGAAGAAUUAUAAAAACUUGGCAACCAUUUUCUUGCAUGACCCAUACUCAUAAGCUCUAUGUCGUGAUGCCUUAACUGAACAUUUUAUCUGAAAUUUUAUCCGAAUCUUCCCGGUGGAACUCUUGCUUAAUAUCACGCUGAACCUUGAUCCCGUUUGGUCUAAUCGUGUCCAUUUCAGUCUGGUCUGUUAAGCCUCGAGUGACGGUGACUUUUGACGUGGUACAGUUGUUGCUAGAAGCACCGUCGUGAAGUCGAGUCCAAUCGAGAUAUGGCGAAUUGGGCCGCGCGCUAACGUGUCGACUACGAGUUCGGGAUGACCUGACUGUCGAAUGAAUUUGUUUGAUACCUCGAACUAAGGCUCUGUAAAUUAAAGGUAAGUUCGCGCAUAAUAUGCCACCGCACGGUUCCCAGGCCGACAGGAUUCCUAGAGGAACUUCCUUCCCUAUA